This is a messenger RNA of Adineta steineri, 1071 nucleotides long. The record is from the annotation of a GenBank genome assembly. NCBI's taxonomy places the organism in Eukaryota, Metazoa, Rotifera, Eurotatoria, Adinetida, Adinetidae.
GAUGAAACUAUACAAGAGAUUCCACUUGUUUCUCUAGAAGAAGCUGUCAAACCACUUGUUUCUAUUUUACCUGGUAUUCGUAAAUAUGUGCGUGUAGUCAAACAACGAUGUCCGACACAACCAGCUGAUGGAUUAACAAUUGAUGAGUCUUCAUCAAUAAUGCUCUAUUCCUCAGCAUGGAAAGCAAUUGAUAAAACUUUAUAUACUAUUCUAAAUGAUGCACUGCGUUCAAUAGAUCGAACUAAACUUAAACCAUGGUAUCUCUAUUUGAAACUUCUUCGUACUGCACUUUCUCAUCUUCCAACAACAUGUCGAUCCGUUUUUCGUGGUAUUAAACUAGAUUUGCAUAAUGAAUAUCGUAAAGGUGAAAAGAUUAUUUGGUGGGGAUUUUCUUCAUGUACAAGUACAAUCGAUGUUUUACAAUCAGAAACUUUCUUAGGAAUCAAUGGUCCACGAACAAUGUUCACAAUUGAAUGUAAUUCUGGUAUAGAUAUCCGAAAUCAUUCUUUUUUUCCAUCGGAGGAUGAAAUUCUUCUUAUGGCUGCUACAAAUUUCAAAAUUAUGGGUAAUUGUAAUCAUGGGAAUAAUUUUCAUACAGUUCAGUUAAAAGAAAUUCAACCUACCAAUCGUUAUCAACAUCUAAGGGCAUUUCCUUCGGCAUUAAUGAAAAUAUUUUUACCUAUUGAAACAGAUCCAUAUGCACCUCCAUCAAUAGCAAUGAUGAAUGAAAUAACAAAAUAUAAUAUAAAACCAGAAAAUGCUCCAUCUGAUAUAAGUUUGCCAUCAUUACAAAAGAAAGUGAAACGUUGUGGUGGUAAUGCUUGUUUAGAAUGUGGAAAAUGUAAUGAUUGGUAUUAUGAUGGUGAUAUGAAUUAUGAUUACGAACUUUUAAAACGUCAACAUUGUCGUAAUAUCCUUCAAAGAAAACGUUGGUCAUAUACAAAUGAAGAAGCAUCAUGUCGUCGUAAUCUUCCUGAAAUUAGUCAUGGUCAUGAUGAUGGAGUUCUUAUUUUCAUUCAUGGUAUUGAUCUUGCUGUUUUUAUUUCUCAUAUUUGUCAAUGUAAUCAAUAG